AAAAAGGUGCAGGGAGAAGUGCAGUCAAAACCACAGCAGGAGGCUUUGGAGGAGGUGGUGAAGGGGCUGCAGCCUCGUGUCUUCAGCAGGAUUUCAUCAGACGAAGAAAUUGCAACUUCUUUCCUAUUAUCUCCUGACACAAUGAACAAGAAUGAUUUGGACUAAUUAGGAGAUCUUCCAGUUUCAGAAAAUAACCACAAUGUAUAGACCAGGGGAAACAGUUAAACGUCGUCUUAAUAUGCAUGCUCCUCCUCGAAUAAGAAGUGUAGAAGUUGCUAGAGGAAGAGCUGGCUAUGGGUUUACCCUUUCUGGGCAAGCCCCUUGUAUUCUUAGUUGUGUUAUGAAAGGAAGCCCUGCAGAUUAUGUGGGACUUAAAGCUGGAGAUCAGAUAUUUGCCGUUAAUGAUAUUAAUGUAAAAAAGGCGUCUCAUGAAGAUGUGGUGAAACUAAUAGGAAAAUGUUCUGGAGUCCUACACAUGGUGAUUGCUGAAGGUAUUAGUCACAUAGACUCCUGCUCAAGUGAUGAAGAAGUUGGUUUUUAUGAUGGGAAAGGGUGGCUGAAGCCAAAGCCUGAUUCUAAAGCCUUAGGCAUAAAUAGAGCAGAAAAGGUUGUUGAAGAAAUGCAAUCUGGUGGAAUUUUCAACAUGAUCUUUGAAAAUCCUAGUCUUUGUGCUGGGAAUACAGAAAACUCUAUACCAAAACAAAGAUCCCUUUCAGAGUCUGCUGCUGCUAUAUUUGAAACUGGAACUGAAGGUGUAAGUCUCAAUCCAAAUCAACUUUCUAAAGAAGAAAUAUCCAAAGUGUUGAAUGAUGAUUCAGUUUUCCGAAUUGGACUAGAGAAUCCAGAGGAUUUUGGAUUAGAUGCAAGUAUUUUAAAUGUUGCCAUGGUGGUAGGCUACCUAGGCUCAAUUGAACUGCCUUCAACAACUGCAAAUCUGGAAAGUGACAGUUUGCAGGCUAUUCGUGGAUGUAUGAGACGUCUUCGGGCAGAACAGAAAAUCCAUUCUUUGGUGAUGAUGAAGAUUAUGCAUGACUGCAUUCAGCUCUGCAGUGAUAAAUCUGGUAUAGUGGCAGAGUAUCCUGCAGAGAAGCUCGCAUUCAGUGCGGUGUGCCCUGAUGAUAGGAGAUUUUUUGGGCUAGUUACAAUGCAGAGCAGUGAUGAUGCAAGCUUGGCUCAGGAAGAUGAAGGAGUUCUAAGGACAUCUUGUCAUGUGUUUAUGGUAGAUCCAGAAUUAUUUCAUCAUAAAAUUCAUCAGGGUAUAGCAAGACGUUUUGGACUAGAAUGUACAGCAGAUCCAGACACAAAUGGCUGUUUAGAAUUUCCAACAUCAUCUUUACCUGUUCUUCAGUUUAUCUCUGUCCUCUAUAGGGACAUGGGGGAGUUGAUUGAGGGAAUGAGAGCCAGGGCUUUUCUUGAUGGUGAUAUAGAUGCCCAUCAGAAUAAUAGUACAAGCAGUAACAGUGACAGUGGCAUUGGAAACUUUAACCAAGAAGAAAAAAGCAACAGAGUUUUGGUGGUUGACUUAGGGAGCAAUCCAAGUAAACACAUUCCUAAUAGCAUAUGGGAAAAUCCAGGAGGAAGAGGGCAAAAUCAAUCUGCUGCCCAUUGGAAUGGCUUCUGUCAUGAGCAAGAAGGAAACGCUCCUUUAGAAGUAAUUCAGAAUGAUAAACCACAAAAUUUAAGCAAGCACUUGAGUCCUGCAGCUCGUAUAGAAGUUCCACUAGUUUCUUCCCGAAAUUCAGUGCCACCCUCCAAGAAAAGUACUAUGGGCAUGGGCAAUCAAAGAUGGUUGCCUGUUCAUGUUUUACAAGAUUGGCAGCAUGGAAAUGCCAGUGACCAGGAGUCUUAUACAGAUUCUACAGAUGGCUGGUCCAGUGUUAACUGUGGGACUCUUCCCCCACCAAUGAAUAAGAUUCCAGCUGACAGAUACAGAGUCGAUGGCAGCUUUGGUCAGCCCCAGUUAAAAUCUCACAAAAAUGAAUGGUCUAAGAAAGUGUUUUGCAUGCAAAACAAGUUUGGCCCACAGCACAAUGUUAGAAAGUCUAAAGAAGAAAAAAAGGGCGCAAAGUUUGGGCAUUCAGUUGGAUUACCUCAGGCCCCUCAACGGUCUUCUGUUCGGAGAUCAUUUGGAAGAUCUAAGCGAUUUAGCAUUACCCGUUCACUGGAUGAUCUUGAGUCUGCAACUGUGUCUGAUGGAGAGCUGAACAGUACUGAUUUAAAGGACUGCAUCAGUGAGAAUAGCCUCAGUAGCAAUGCUAGUCUUCCUAGUGUGCAGAGCUGUCGGCGACUUCGUGAAAGAAGAGUUGCAAGCUGGGCUGUUUCAUUUGAACGUCUUCUUCAAGAUCCACUUGGCAUUAAAUAUUUUUCUGAAUUUUUACGGAAGGAGUUUAGUGAAGAAAACAUUUUAUUCUGGCAGGCCUGUGAAUAUUUUAACCAUGUUCCUGCACAUGACAAAAAAGAGCUUUCUUACAGAGCUCGAGAGAUCUUCAAUAAAUUUUUGUGCAGCAAAGCUACAACUCCAGUUAAUAUUGAUAGCCAAGCACAAUUGGCAGAUGAUAUUCUCAAUUCCCCACAUCCAGAUAUGUUCAAGGAACAGCAGCUUCAGAUUUUUAACCUGAUGAAGUUUGACAGCUAUACUCGCUUUCUGAAAUCCCCACUCUAUCAAGAAUGCAUUCUGGCUGAAGUAGAAGGUCGCCCUCUUCCUGAUCCACAGCGUGUUCCCAGCAGCCCUACUUCUAAACAUAGUUUCAGCUCAGAGCGGUCCAAUAUCUCCACACCAAAAAAGUUAAGUGGAAAAUCAAAGUCUGGAAGAUCCUUAAAUGAAGAAUCUGGAGAGGAAGAUGCUGAGAAGAAGAAAAAAGGAACAUUUUUCUCCUGGUCAAGAAGUAAGAGUCUGGGAAAAUCACAGAAGAAAAAAGAAAAUGGUGAUUACCAAAAUGAUUCUAUUCAGGCCAAUGGAUUAUCUUGCAGACGUGAAUCACAGGGCUCUAUGUCAUCAUCUGCAAGCCUUGAUCUGUCUGAAGCAUCUAGAAUACCUGCAUCUGUAUCUGAGAGAGAGAGAUCCUCAAAACACUGCUGUGUAAACCUUCCAGAUGGCUCAUCUUGUAAAAUGGUUGUCAAAUCAGGAUUCUCAAUAAAGGAGAUGUUAUCUGGGCUCUGUGAAAAGCAUGGCAUUAACAUAGCUGCUGUAGACCUCUUUUUAGUUGGAGGAGAUAAGCCACUGGUAUUGCACCAAGACAGUAGCAUCCUGGAUUCUCGGGAUCUGCGUUUGGAAAAGCGUACUUUAUUUCGGCUGGAUCUUGUUCCAAUCAAUAGAUCGGUUGGUUUAAAGGCUAAACCUACAAAGCCAGUAACAGAAGUUCUACGGCCUGUGGUUGCAAAGUAUGGCUUAAAUCUUAAUGAACUUGUGGCAAGACUAAAUGGUGAGCAGGAGCCACUAGAUCUUGGCCUGCCUAUAUCUAAUCUGGAUGGUCAGCGGGUGGUACUAGAUGAAAAAGAGCCAACGAAGGGAAGAGUAUUCACAGAUAAACAAAAGGUCUCACCAGUUAAACAAAGUACAGCUAUAACAUCUGCUUCAAGAAGUCAAGCAUCUACAGGAGAGGGAAGAACGCUAGGAAAGUCUAAUUCUAUUAAAAUGAAAGGCGAAAAUGGAAAAAAUGCUAGGGAUGCCCGGCUAUCAAAGAGAGAAGAAUCUAUUGCAAAGAUUGGGAAAAAAAAAUAUCAGAAAAUUAAUUUGGAUGAAGCAGAGGAGUUUUUUGAUCUCAUAUCCAAAGCUCAGAGUAAUAGAGCAGACGACCAACGUGGGCUGCUAAGAAAAGAAGACCUUGUUCUGCCAGAUUUUCUUCGUUUACCCCUGGCUGGACCAGAGCCACCUUCUUCUACACCGAUAGGCCCUAAAGGCCUUAACAGGAGAAUUUCAAAAUAUGAUGGCCAGGACAAAUGUACAGGUGGAAAACUGGAGUCCAUACAAAACUAUAAUGAAAAUUCAAUUAAAAAAAUGGGUCAUUCAGAAAAUAAACAUAAAACUGCUUUGGCAACAGUUAACAGUCAGAAGACUUACAGCGUUCCUUUUAGUGCCCCGUUGUCUCCAAUUCCACAUGUGCAGGAAAACAACAGUACAACAGUAUGGAAAAGGCAGUCAAGAGAAUUGCAGGCUGAAGGCAUACAGAUGAUAGAUGAUGACAAUGUAGCGGACUUGACUCUCGUGGCUGAAGGAGACAUUAGCAGCCCCAACAGCACUUUAUUGCCACCACCAACACCACCGACAGACAUCAGUAAUCUCACGGAAGCCAACUACCCACCCCCGACUCCGCUGGCAGGUAAUCAGGAAAAACCUGGAUAUCAAAGAUCCAAUUCAGUAGUUGAUUGCAUCUACCAUAUAGUUCCAAAGGAUUUACAUGUGGAAUACGUUUUUUCUAGCAGGCAAUUUUUAAGAAAAAGGAGGACAUCAGAAUGUAAGUUGCAGGGUUUAGCAAUAUCACAGAGCAAUAUUAUCUCCAUGAUUGGAAUAUGGAAUUUUCUUGUCAACAUGGACUUUAACAAUAUUGCUAUUACCAGGAACCAGAAUUUGUAGCUUGUUGGCGUUGUGGAACUUACAUUUUACAGUUGUACUGUACAUUUAAUGUAAAAUAUAAGAAAAGGUAUCUAUGUGCUACAUUUAUUUUUGAUGUUUCAUACAGUACAUAGUGCCAUGAUUUGUAUAAUUCCUUCUUUGUGCUGUGACACUAUAAAUUUAAUUAUUUAUCUUUUUACACAGAAUAUUUGAUACUGUUUCCUAUCUGUAAGGUCAAUGAUCUGUAAAUAUUUCUUUGAUUGUUUCAUGCUUACAAAUGGCAAUGUGAAGUAUUUCAUCCUGCUGCUGUAUAAAAACAGAAGACCUAUUAAUAGUAUUUGCAAAAUGCUCUAUAAAUGCUACCAUUUUACUUCCUGAAAUUAAAUUUAAAUUUUAAAUAGACCUGUAAUCUAGUGCCUCCAACAAAGAACUUAAAAAUUGUAUUUCAGACUUGUUUAUGUACAUAUGUAUAUACCUGUGUUGGGGGUCCAUUUGAUAAUGUGACAAGUGUACAAGUUGGUUUUCAAUCUGCAUCUUUUUUUCAAUGAGAACUGUUGUAAAAAAAAUUGCACUUAAAAAACCCCUUAAAUGCAUGCCAUACAUUUCUGUAUAAUUACUGAACUGUACCUUUCACUUUUCCUACUUUCUGCUUUUACUCUAUAGAAAUCUUUAUGUAGUUUUCACAUGUAUUUUGUAUCUUUGUUCUUUCAGAAUUAAUAAAUUCUA
Molecule: messenger RNA, 5278 nt
Organism: Alligator sinensis (Chinese alligator)
Lineage: Eukaryota; Metazoa; Chordata; Crocodylia; Alligatoridae
Gene: RGS12
Product: regulator of G protein signaling 12
Exons: 18
Coding region: 200-4573 (1457 amino acids)
Biological process (GO): signal transduction
Molecular function (GO): protein binding; GTPase activator activity
Source: RefSeq, a predicted model, not a curated record